AUUAAGGUGGGUUAAGGAUAAAAGUAAGCCAGUAGAUUGAUUAUUAAGCGCGAGGCUUCGAGGCGUGGGUUAGAGUUUCAACGUCGCCGUCUUCUUCGUUUUCCUUCUCCUCCCUCGCUUUUACUUUGCUUUGGGAGAGGAGAGGACUGGCCGCGAGGCAGAGCGCGGUGGUGGGGAUAUCGAUGGAGUUCCGUAACCACCUCUCGCACGAGCUGGCGGUGCCGCCGUACGCGGAGCAGCAGAUAGCGGCGGCGGCGGCGGCGGCAGAUAACCGGGCGGCGCUCCGGAAAGCCAUGGAUCAGCUGUCGGCCACUCGGGCUUCCGGGGCCGGCGAGGAGGCGGACGCCGUCUCCGACGACGGUAAGGAUCUCCACCGCCUCAUGGCGAAGCCGGCCAUGGCGGGCGGGAGCGGACCCACCUGGCUUAACGGCGCGAUUCUCCAGCAACACGGGCUGGGGCAGUAUGGGGAUGGAAGAUUUUCGCACCUUCAGGCCUCGUCAGCGUCGCCGGGAGGAGGAAGAGGAGGCGGCGGAGGGCACUGGUUCCCCCGGCCUCCGCCGGUCCUUCAGAGGAGCGUGAGCGAGGAGGAGGUCCCGAUGUCGACCGAGUCGGCAGUAGCGGCGGCCAUCUCGUCGGAGGUCGGUGCCGGGGGAGGAGGCAGCAGGGUCCGCGCGGAGCGAGGCGAGGCGGAAGGGGGAAGCGGCGGGGAGGCGGCCGAGGGAGCGUGGCAAAACGCGAGGUACAAGGCGGAGAUAUUGGCGCACCCCUUGUACGAGCAGCUGCUGUCGGCGCACGUGGCUUGCCUGAGGAUCGCCACGCCGGUGGACCAGCUUCCGAGGAUCGACGCACAGCUCUCGCAGUCGCAGCAGGUCGUCUCCAAGUACUCCGCCCUCGGCGGCGGCGGCCAGAUGAUGAGCGUUGACGACAGAGAGCUCGAUCAAUUUAUGACACACUAUGUAUUUCUUCUUAGCUCCUUCAAAGAACAGCUGCAGCAGCAUGUCCGUGUUCACGCCAUGGAGGCAGUGAUGGCCUGCUGGGAGCUUGAGCAAUCACUUCAGACCCUAACAGGUGUUUCUCCUGGUGAAGGCACAGGAGCUACCAUGUCUGAUGAUGAGGAUGACCAAGAUCAGGACAGCGACACCAACUUGUUCGAUGGAAGUUUGGAUGGACCAGACAGCAUGGGCUUUGGCCCUCUUGUUCCGACCGAGACCGAACGAUCCUUGAUGGAACGUGUUAGGCAAGAGCUGAAGCAUGAGCUAAAACAAGGAUACAAAGACAAAAUCGUAGACAUUAGAGAUGAGAUUCUUCGAAAGAGAAGGGCCGGAAAACUCCCCGGCGAUAGCACUUCCACUCUGAAAGCUUGGUGGCAGUCACACUCCAAGUGGCCUUAUCCAACGGAGGACGACAAGGCGCGAUUGGUGCAAGAAACAGGGUUACAGCUAAAGCAGAUCAAUAACUGGUUCAUCAACCAAAGGAAAAGGAAUUGGCACAGCAACUCCUCCUCCUCCUCGUCUACUCUGAAAAGCAAGCGUAAAAGGUUGGGAACAAGUAUAACUAAUCACUAGCUACCAUGUCUCGUUCUUCCUCUUCUACUGAAAAUUAAUUUUAAAAAAACUUGAAGGAAAAAAAAAAAAAAAAACAAUGUAGGUGAUAACUUUGCUGAUUCGUGUAGGCAGUGAGGCAGUGAAUGAAGGUUAGGACCAUGAAAAUUUUGUCGAAUGUUGCUGUCGAAGAGCACUUAGUCGAGAGAAGCAAACUCGAUUGUCGAUCGCAAGGGCUUUGUAUCAUAGACAUAGGGAAAGAUUCAGUCUUGUGUUAGAUAACAACAUCCUCUUGGCUUGGACCAUUCAAGAAGUUUAUAUAUUUAGUGGGGGUGGGAUUAUUGUCGAUAGCUCUGAGGAUCCUAAAGUGACUUAUUUCGAUUCUUAUCUCAUGUAUAUUUUGAUUGGUAAAUGGUAGAUUUACCUUUUGCUUUCUAAA
Molecule: messenger RNA, 1980 nt
Organism: Zingiber officinale
Lineage: Eukaryota; Viridiplantae; Streptophyta; Magnoliopsida; Zingiberales; Zingiberaceae
Product: homeobox protein knotted-1-like 13
Exons: 5
Coding region: 183-1565 (460 amino acids)
Biological process (GO): regulation of DNA-templated transcription
Cellular component (GO): nucleus
Molecular function (GO): DNA binding
Source: RefSeq, a predicted model, not a curated record